This is a messenger RNA of Cladophialophora psammophila CBS 110553, 4371 nucleotides long. RefSeq lists its product as uncharacterized. NCBI's taxonomy places the organism in Eukaryota, Fungi, Ascomycota, Eurotiomycetes, Chaetothyriales, Herpotrichiellaceae. The record is from RefSeq and is a predicted model, not a curated record. The coding region runs from base 1 to 4371 and encodes 1456 amino acids. Gene Ontology annotation, biological process: phosphorelay signal transduction system; regulation of DNA-templated transcription; detection of visible light. The transcript has a single exon. Gene Ontology annotation, molecular function: protein binding; phosphorelay sensor kinase activity.
AUGUCGGACCCGGCGUCAUCUGAAUUCACCGAUCCCUUCAAGGAUGCAAACCUUUCAGCACCCCCCACGCAACCAAAGGUCUCUGGUUUAGCUGCCCCAGACCGGCGUCAGCAGCAAACUCCUCCAACAUGGAUCCCUAUUGCACCCAUUCAAUCACAUGUCAGCAUGUUCACUGGGCGAUCUGAUACCGAACCAUUGAUAUCGCCUUCGCUGUCAACAAAUUCGGACGAAGGCAAGUCGACAUUGAGUCCAGGGUCUAUUAACCGUGUCUUUCCUGUCCGUUCAACCGUUUCCAUCGAUCCUGUCGCUACUCCAAUGCCUCGUAUGGAUUCGACCAGUGGAUUUCCGGAGAUGAGACCUCCUGCCUGCCGAAGAGCUUCAAGUCGCCCUGUUUCUGGUCCUAUAUCCACCUCCAUAAGCAACAGGCCGACGUCCGAAGUGUCCGAAGUUGGCCCGGUUUCCUACGCUGCUGUCAGUGUUGAUCACCAGCUUCUAAACAGUAUCGUCGCAGAUGACGUCUCUUACAAAUCGGAUGUCUCGAGCACAUCUGGUGGGGUGUCACUCUUUGCGGCACCAGAAGCGGGUUUGGUCACGGCACGGUUCAAGCAUGUCGUAACCGAAGGGGGCCAUGCUGUAAUCACAGGAAGAGAAGGGGAGACAUUACAAAGAUGCGAAGAUGAACCAAUCCAUAUCCCUGGCGCCGUGCAGAGCUUUGGGCUUCUUGUCGCUUUCCAGGAAGAAAACGAAAAGCUAGUCGUGCGGGUCGUAAGUGAGAAUUCGGUCAAAAUCAUCGGCUAUACACCUCAACAGCUCUUUAAACUAGAGUCAUUUCUUGACAUAUUCGGCGAGGAGCAAGCGGACAACCUGCUAGACCAUCUGGACUUCAUUCGAGAGGAGGGUGGAGGGGACGUGGUGGCGAAUGGGCCGGACGUUUUUCUGUUGUCUAUCAAGCCUCCGCAGGCUCGAACGCGGAAGUUGUGGUGUGCUAUGCACCUGUCUGAGGCAGAUCCAAGCUUAGUGAUCUGUGAAUUCGAGAUCGAAGACGACGCAAUAAACCCGUUGAUUUCCCCAGACGACAUGACUCCCCCGGUACCCGAAAACACUCUUGGAGGUAAUCCUACCACUGAAGAACUCCUAGACAGCACUGUCAACGUCAGCAAACCGUUACGUGUGUUGAGGAGUGCUCGUAAGAAGAGGACCGAGCAAGCGGCAAUGGAGGUAUUCAACAUAAUGUCACAGGUACAAGAGCAACUUGCCAGCGCGCCGACCUUACAGACCUUCCUCAAAGUCCUCAUUGGAAUUGUCAAAGAGCUGACUGGCUUUCAUCGUGUCAUGAUAUACCAGUUUGACAACUCCUGGAAUGGAAGAGUCGUUGCAGAACUGGUUGACCCGAGGUCGACCCGAGAUCUUUAUAAAGGUCUGAAUUUUCCCGCAUCCGACAUACCCAAGCAGGCACGAGAGCUCUACAAGAUCAACAAAGUCCGUUUGCUCUAUGACCGUGAUCAGGAGACAGCCCGGCUAGUAUGCAGGACGAUGGAAGACCUGGAGAAGCCUCUCGACAUGACACAUGCCAAUCUUCGCGCGAUGUCUCCGAUUCACCUGAAAUAUCUCGCUAAUAUGGGCGUACGGUCGUCCAUGUCGAUUUCGAUCAACGCUUUCAACGAACUGUGGGGAUUGAUCUCUUGCCAUUCAUAUGGACCAAGGGGUAUGAGAGUGUCGUUUCCGAUCCGCAAAAUGUGCCGGUUAGUCGGGGACACCGCUUCUCGCAAUGUGGAGCGUCUUUCCUACGCCUCGCGAUUGCAAGCUCGCAAACUUAUCAACACCUCCUCUACUGCCACAAACCCAUCUGGAUAUAUCGUGGCCUCGUCCGACGACUUAUUGAAACUGUUCGACGCCGAUGUUGGUGCACUUUCUAUCAGAGAUGAGACGAAGAUCUUGGGCAACCCCAGAGGCCAUCUUCAAGAGGUCCUCGCGAUGGUCGAAUACCUCCGAAUGAGAGGGAUGAGCGCAGUUUUCUGUUCCCAGGACAUCACUCAUGAUUUUCCUGAUCUGCGAUACGAACCAGGCUGGAAGUUCUUGGCCGGUGUCCUUUUCGUCCCUCUGUCGACUGGCGGAAACGACUUUAUUGCGUUCUUCCGUAAAGGAGUGCUACAAGAAGUGAAAUGGGCCGGCAAUCCCUACGAAAAGUUCAUCAGAGAAGGAACUGAAGGCUACCUUGAACCUAGAAGAAGCUUCAAAGCAUGGAGCGAGACCAUCGUAGGUCGGUGUCGAGACUGGACGGACGAAGAGAUAGAGACAGCGUCGGUGCUCUGUCUUGUCUAUGGCAAAUUCAUCGAAGUUUGGCGUCAGAAAGAGGCAGCCCUCCGAAACAGCCAACUUACUCGUCUUUUGCUGGCAAACUCUGCGCAUGAGGUUCGCACUCCGUUGAACGCAAUCAUAAACUACCUCGAAAUCGCGCUCGAGGGCCAGCUGGACCAGGAUACCCGAGAGAACUUAGCUAGGUCCCAUUCCGCCUCGAAGUCAUUGGUUUAUGUCAUCAACGAUCUCUUGGACCUUACCAAAACAGAAGAUGGACAGACUUUGGUCAAAGAUGAGCCUUUCAACCUCCAGCAGAUGUUGAAGGACGCCACCGAUCCCUUUAUUGGCGAUGCAAAGCGGAAAAAUCUGAAAUUCGAGAUCAGGAUACAGCCGGAGCUACCACAACAGGUGAUGGGCGAUUAUCGACGAGUGCGACAAGUGGUAUCCAACCUCGUAGCAAACGCAAUACAACACACAAAAACAGGAGAAGUCGUCGUCGAAGCCUAUCCUUCACCCACUGCACAAGCGCAGGGCAAGACCGAGAUCGAAGUUGUCGUCGAGGAUUCCGGAGUAGGGAUGUCUCAAGCCAAAGUCGAUGCGUUGUUCAAAGAACUUGAGGAAGUCUCCUACGAAGAGGAUUUGCAGGACGAUAACCUGAUCACCAGCGAUCGAAUCACCGAGAAGGCGCAGUCCGAAAAUAUGGCUCUUGGCUUAGGUCUGGCCGUUGUGGCACGUACUAUUCGGAACAUGAAUGGGCAGUUGCGAAUAAAGACGGAAGAGGGAAAAGGAUCCCGUUUUGUCAUUGUUCUAAGUUUUGAUACCUGUGGCUCCACGCCUACCCAGAUCGGGCAUCCUCCUCAACCAUCAGACCCUAUUGCUCGACCUCCCACGGCUCCUGGGCAGCGUGUGGGUGAAGUCACCUUGAUCCACAAGAAUCUGCAAAAAGGUUUCGAGCCGCCUCCCAUGCUUCGCAGAGAAAGUGCGGGAAGUAUGAACAGCAUGACAAGUUUGAAGAGUGGCAAGAGUGCUCUCAGCCUCAAAAGCGAUGCAAGCCAAAGGAGUGAUGCGGACAGACUCAUUGACGCUAUUCAACAACCUUUGCAACUGUCCGAGCGAAAAAAUACAAGUCCUAGUCCUGCCGCCAAGGGCUCCCGUCGAAUCUCUCUCAAUUUAUCAGAUCCACCAUCGAAAUCCCCAAAAUCUAGAAGCCUCCCUUCUCCGCGGGAACUGAAGUCUUCGUGCCAUCGGACAGGAGGGUCAGAGAAGAUCAAAGACUCUGGGACCCCACUGCGACCUGUCCGAGUACCUGAAAGCCAGCCUGAACAGCCUAGUGGAUCAAUAUCAGGCCCAAAAAUCCUUUUCGAAGAGCCGGAGUCUGUUGCGGCUAGGUCUGAUACAACAGAAACCCCCAAACCCACGUCAUCCGAAAACUUUUCGGUGCUAGUUGCAGAGGACGACCCCAUCAACAGUAAAAUAAUGAGAAAACGUCUCGAAAAGCUUGGGCAUGAGGUCUAUACGACAGUGAAUGGUGAGGAGUGCUCUUCGGCCCACGGUGAACAACCUGCUUUGUUCGACGCCGUUCUGAUGGACCUUCAAAUGCCCAUUGUGGAUGGAUUCAGCUCAACGAAGAUGAUUCGAUCCUUUGAGAAAACGCAUGGCAAGUCAUGCCUUUCUAGCAGAGCCAGGCACAACGGACGAAUUCCCAUUUUCGCCGUCUCUGCUUCGCUUGUCGAGAAGGAGCACGACAAAUACAUGCAAACAGGCUUUGAUGGGUGGGUAUUGAAACCGGUUGAUUUUAAACGGGUGGAUUUGCUACUAAAAGGUAUCGUGGAUCAGAAAGCCCGGAAUGAAUGUGUGUAUGAGCCGGGAAAAUGGGAAAGGGGAGGAUGGUUCUCUCCCCAGGAUGAACAGCAUGAUUCGUUCGAUGUCGACACCAGGCCGAGUCAAGAGAAGCCUUUCAUGCAACCAGGUCCACCACAGACUCAUCAAAAAGAGACAUUGGACACCAGACCGGCCGAGCAAUCACCGCCUUCAGAAGCAGCUGUUGUCACAAGAGGUGAAAGGAUGGCAUAA